UUUUCUCCCCCCUCUUCCAUGUUUUCCCUCUCCAGCCGCCUGAAAUCCCCGAAUAUACCGAUAUCAGACGAUUUUUGGGCCACAUCUUCCUCACGCAACCUCCAAAUUAAAACUUUAAACCACCCCCAUAUUCUUGCUGUUUGGGCGCCCAUUCCCCGGAGUUUGGGUGGGUUUGGCGUCAUUUGAAUACACCGGCGGUGAGACUCCAACGAGUCUCCGACCACCCUCGUCCGACUAUUUUUGGCUAAUUUUUUGGGCGCUAAAUCCUCUGCUCACCUUCCCGAAUGUAUCUACUUGUGUCUCCAGGUGCGUUCCUUUGCCUUUAUUGUCUAAUUGUGGCAAAUUGGUACUUAGAGUUUUAGGUGAGGAAUUUGGGGAUUGUGUUAUUUCUCUUGUAUGCUUGAUAGACUUCCCUAGAUUAACAUUGAACUACCCUUGCAUGUUACGAGUGAUUUGCGUUGUUGAUGAUAAUUGGAUUUCAUAUUGUCUUAAAUCAUUACUGAAAUGUUGUUUAAGUAUGGUGAAUGAUUUUCUCUUGCUGUUUGGUUAUGUGUGUGUACUUUGAGCCUAGUCCAAUGUCCAAAUCUUGAGAUUCGAGGGCUCCAAUUACCGAAUUGCCUACCCCAAACCUCUCAUCUUGCCAAUGUGUUUGGGAAUAAAUGUAUGGUUGCAGGAACAUGUCAGGUUCCCGUGGAUACCUCGGCCAGCUAAAUAAUGCGUAGAAGGCUCGCCUUUAAGACUACAAGAAGCUCCUCUUCUUUCACCACUACUUCCUUGACUUCUCAGUCUUUGAUAGGUUGCAAAACAAAGAAGAGAUAGAAGCUGUUAUUGUAGAAGAAAAUUAAAACCUCAACUACUACCCAGCUGGCAUACCAGACAACCACCUACAAUAUUAAUACGACCACAGGAGCUCCCAUUCUCCGUAGUUGGUGUCGUGAAGAGCUUCCAAUACGUGGACUUGCCCAAGGUGAUCGGACUGAUGCAAGUGGUACGGUGACAUUACGUCUAUGCCGCUUCCAGCAAUAGACGUGAUAAUGGGUUGCUCUCCUUGGUUUGGGUUUGCGCCUUCCAUGGCUCCCUCAAGGUAGCUUUCUCAAACUUGAGUAUGAACUUCUCAAAUCUGGAUAUGAACUUUCAGGUUUAGAUACAGAGUCGUGAGGAUCUCUGCUCUGAUACCAUGUAAAAAGAGUUUAUUGAUGUAUGUCUAGCGUACCAACGGGGUAAGGGAUUUAUACAAAGCCAUAUGGCUGUCGGUUGGGAAAGGAAAUAAAGAAAACAUUAUCUUCUGUAGAUGUUAUCUUCCGUGAUAGGCUUGAAUGGGAAUGGGAGCUCCUGUGGUCGUAUUAAUAUUGUAGGUGGUUGUCUGGUAUGCCAGCUGGGUAGUAGUUGAGGUUUUAAUUUUCUUCUACAGUUAUCUAUAAAGCUCAAUAGCGCAGCCUCCUCACCAUCUCCGACAAGACCUAUGAGGAGUUGGCUUGGGAGUUCUACUACACUUUAAAUCACAACCAGAUGCUCCAUGGCGAGCACUAUGAUGCUUUACAGUUCAUCCACGUAGGUGAAGUCCACUCCCUGAGCUACGAUCAAUUUGGCAGGGCGCUCGACCUCCUUACCAAUACUGCAGCACAUCUAGAGAUUGAGGCAGCAGAUCCCAUUUUCUUCAAUGUUAGACAUACUAAAAACGGAUCUUCCAACUAGAGUGGGUCAGUGUCAAGUUUUUUGCUGGUCAGACGAAGGUAAGCUCUCUAAAACCUCAGUGGCAGAUCCUCAAUCAGCUAGUAGCUCAGCAAGUCCUGCACACCUAGCGAGCAUUCACGGGCUAUCUCAGUUUCAAGGUACUAUACCACAUGCACUCCAUAGGGAUGAAGGACACCAGUAUGCACUUGGUCUCCAUCGUCGCACAGGCGAUCAACAAGUACUCACAUAAUAGGAGCCCCUUUAUCUACAAACUUGUCAUCACUGCUUUAGCAAAGUACUUUUGGGUCGAUCUCAACAUCUACGAUGAGGUCGGAGGCACCCACCGGUUUGAUGAGGAUAUUCUCAAGAAUCAACACCUGAUCGAGAAGGAAGGGACCGUAAAGUGGAUCAAAGGGAAGCACCUCAACAAGCUCACAAAAGUAUGGUGACUCCUCUGUCGGUUCUAGUUCCGGACUAGAUGGCACCCUGAGCACACCAAAAUAAGCUGAUUAUGGCCUCACAAACUUUGAUCUAGGUCCAGCUCUUUAGCCUCUUGGACCACGAGAGGGAUGGUCAUUACUGCAUCAUUUCUGCACAUAACUACUAAAUUCACUUUGUAGGCGUCAAUCUUCCUAUGUGCAGUACCCCUGGAUCAACUCCCUGGGGUAUGAUGAGGAGUACGUGAAUUAUGACCACCCUGGCACUGGCUAACCCCGCCACAGGAUGGUGUUUUGUGUGUCUCGUUUUUCCGUUUCAAACUCGGACUGCUUCUUUUCUUUCUUUUUGAGUGUGACCUUGGAACUAUGGUUUGACCCUAUCUAUCACUCAAAGUGUGUUUUUAUUGUUAUUAGAUCCACCUUUAUCGACUAGUCCCUUCUCCCGUCCAGUGUUCUAACUAGUCCUCUCUCUAGUCGCCGCCAACAGUUGUCAUACAUCGGUAACAUCAUUCCCCUUUACCUUAUUUGCUCCAUUGAGGGCAAUGUCGAUCUUAAGUGUGAGGGUGUUUGCUAUGUUAAUUGUUUGGUUGUUUAUGUUUUUGCUUGGAGUCUAGUCCACUGCCUAAAUUAAAAAUUUGAUGACUCGAAGCAGAACUUUCUCCGAUUGCAUGAUCUUAUCGACACUUGUGACGUAUUGUUUUGAAUUUGUUGGCUAUGAUCUUCCAUGCAUGAAUGACAUGUUUUCACUGAGACAACCUGUUGUAAUAACUCAGAUGUGCAGUAGAAUUGUGCAGUUGUUCAGUUUUCAACUAAUAGCAAACGAACCUAUGAAUUGGAUUAAUCACUCACUCUUUACAAUUGUCCAUUCAUCAAAAUCCUGGAAUCCCAUUCAGCUCGCUGAUCGCUCUAUUGUGCAUCCUAGGGGUAUCAUAGAGGACUUUCUUGUUAAUGUGGGUGCAUUCACAUAUCUUGUUGAUAUUGUUAUUCUGUAUAUAAACGAGGAUGUGGAUG
Messenger RNA from Linum trigynum, 3122 nucleotides. The record is from the annotation of a GenBank genome assembly. NCBI's taxonomy places the organism in Eukaryota, Viridiplantae, Streptophyta, Magnoliopsida, Malpighiales, Linaceae.